CGGCCGCAUUUGAUUAGUCCGUAGCCCGGGGAGCCUCCUUCUCCCCUGCCCCCUCCCCACCCUGACGCAGUGGUGCAGCCCCCAUUUAAACCGGCCACGUAGCCGCCUCUCUCCCCCAGGCCCCAAGCCUUCUCCGAGCCCGCCUAGCACCGGAGGAGACUCCUGAAGCCCCUGACAGCCCCAGGGACGUCCAGACCAGACCCAGCCCCUGCGUCCUCCACCCCCCGCGGUCAGCUGCGGCCCCCGAACACACCUGGAUUGCUCCACCCUCGUUCGUAACCCUAGGGAAGAAAGGGAGCCUCCGAGAGCGGGGACCAGGGGGCUUCCCUAGUGGGCUGGCACCUGCGAGGAGGAGGAGGAGGGCGGCGGCGGCGGCUAAGGGGCAGUGAGCGGGGCUGCUGCUCCAGGAGGUGACCAUGGCUGGGCUCCAUGAGCUGCGAUUCACCGAAGAGAAGCCGCUGCUCAGAGGGCAAGACACUGAGCUGGAGAACUCUGAUGCCUUCCUCUCAGCUGUGGACACAGAUUGGAAGGAACAUGACAUAGAGACCCCAUAUGGCCUUCUCCAUGUGGUGAUUCGGGGCUCUCCUAAGGGAAACCGCCCUGCCAUCCUUACCUACCAUGAUGUGGGGCUCAACCACAAGCUCUGCUUCAAUGCUUUCUUCAACUUUGAAGACAUGCAGGAGAUCACCAAGCACUUUGUGGUGUGCCACGUGGAUGCCCCUGGGCAGCAGGCGGGGGCAUCACAGUUCCCUCAGGGGUAUCAGUUUCCCUCAAUGGAGCAGCUCGCCGCUAUGGUCCCCAGUGUGAUCCAACACUUCGGGUUCAAGUACGUGAUCGGCAUUGGGGUUGGAGCUGGAGCCUACGUCCUGGCCAAGUUUGCCCUAAUCUUCCCUGACCUUGUGGAGGGCCUGGUGCUCAUGAACAUUGACCCCAAUGGCAAAGGAUGGAUUGACUGGGCAGCCACCAAGCUCUCAGGCCUGACAAGCACUUUACCUGACACAGUUCUUUCUCACCUGUUCAGCCAGGAGGAGCUGGUGAACAACACAGAGUUGGUGCAAAGCUACCGUCAGCAGAUCAGCAAUACGGUGAAUCAGUUCAACCUUCAGCUCUUCUGGAACAUGUACAACAGCCGCAGGGAUCUGGACAUAAACCGGCCCGGGACAGUCCCCAACGCCAAGACCCUUCGCUGCCCAGUGAUGCUCGUGGUUGGGGACAACGCUCCUGCAGAGGAUGGGGUGGUCGAGUGUAACUCCAAGCUGGACCCAACCAAUACCACUUUCCUGAAGAUGGCCGACUCUGGUGGACUUCCCCAGGUCACACAGCCCGGGAAACUGACUGAAGCCUUUAAGUACUUCCUUCAAGGCAUGGGCUACAGGUGGACAGUCCCGAGGUUUGUUCCUUUCUGUCCUGGGGAAGGAACCAGAGCAGUUGCAUACUUGAAGGACCGAAGGCUGAGUGGAGGCGCAGUGCCAUCAGCCGGCAUGACCCGUCUGGCCCGGUCCCGUACAGCCUCUCUCACCAGCGCCAGCUCUGCAGAUGGCUCCCGCCCCCGGGCCUGCACCCACUCGGAAAGCAGUGAGGCCCUAGGCCAGAUCAACCAUACCAUGGAGGUGUCCUGCUGAGGUCCCUGUUGCCUCUCUGGAGAUGCCUCACACUUCCCCCAUCGUCAUCGAAUCACCACCCGACUGCCGUCCCUGUCGCCUGCCCACACUUCUUUGGUUUUAUUUGGGGGGAGGGGGAAGAGGGGUUUACUUCUUUUGUUUUGUUUUGUUUUUUUUUAAAAAAAGGAAAAAAAAAGAGCAAAGAUAACUAUUCCAAGAAGUAGGAGAACCACCUUAAAAAGCCACAGCCCACCAGUCUCCAAAGUGUUCAGGGAGCUGAGUGACCCCAUUUGUCAUCAUCUCCCAGGUCCGAAACCUUUCCCUCCUCCCCGGUGUUUCAGCUGCAGGUAUUUGGGGGCCUCCCUAGGGGAAACUGGGCCCAUUCCUUGGGUGGAGACUGGUCCACCUUAGGACUUUGCCCCUUCAUCUAGCCCACAAAUGUUCCCCCAGGCUGAGGAAGUCACGCACAAGAUGGGGGACCUUUAGUAUCCUCAAGUUUCUGCCUAAUGGUGCCCUCCCAUAUCUGCCUGGGCCAUUGGAUCCAGGAGCCUGGGGAAACAUCCCAUGACACAGGUUUGCUGAGCUGUAUUAAGAUCCGUUUCUCUAGUGUGGUUCUGGUCACACAUUAGUAAAACUUUUCACAAAGAGUCUGUAGAUGUGGGAGAAAGCUCAGCAAAGUCACUUCCUUUUGCCCCUUUGUUUCCUCUCUUCCCACCCCAAUCCUGGACCUUUUCUCAAACUGAGAUUGUUGAACUAUCAGCCCACCCUGGGGCAGUGUUUGGGUCUCCACCAUGCUGAGCAGAAAAGAGGAAAUCUCACCCUAGUUGGGAAAGGCACUGGCCCAAAGAGCCUGGAAUGCAUCGGCAACAGAGGAGUGUUCUGAGAGGAGAUGGUUGAUCCGUCACCCAAAGCCAUCAGGAAAGAGUCCAGGAGCCUUUAUGUCCCUCCCGUGCCCUUCGAGAUAUACAGAUUUUUAAGUCAUGUUGCAUAUAUGACAAUCAGUGAUAACAACCCAAAGUUUGAGUUGCACCUCGCCGCCCUCUUUCCACCUAAGCACACCGCUGGAAGCAUGGCCCCAGGACUCUGUCCCGAGGUUGGUGGGCCCCACUGUGGACACGGUGCCUGGGCUAGCAUGGCAGUAGUUUGUGACUUGGAUAGUUGAGUCCUAUUCCCUGGACAGAUGGGUCCCAGGAUAGGACGUGGAAGUUUCAUUUCUGCCCCAAAAGGGGAUUGGGAUCAAUAGAUGAGAAAGUCUUCAGAGGCCUGGUGGGAGGAGGAGGAGGAGGAGGAGGAGGAAGUGAGCCCUCCCUGCUGAGACCAGACAGAUCCUGCCACCGAGGGGCUUGCUCUCACUUGAGCCUUCUGUCUCCUGCCUUCCCUUUCCCCUAGUUUUCUUUUGGGCUAGGUUGGUGCUGCUGCAUUACUUAACCAUCAUGUCUGAUUCCCCUCAGUUCCGGUAGGAGGAUGCAGCUCGUUCCCGUGUCAGCCCCUUUGGUGAAAUGGGCAUAAGGUCUUAUGUAGAGGGGUGGUGAUGUCAGAGAACAGUAAGCACUGAAAAGAUUACUCUUUUGCCCAGGUCAUACCACGAUUAGGGAGGAUCUUGAGGGAAGGAUCCCGGUGAACAGUCUUUCACCACCUGCCUAAUGAUCAGUUUUGGGCCAGGUGUCCCCUAAGGGACAUGCAGUCUUUGUCUCUGGACAGCUCUUCUCCCCUAUGCUAUUCAGAGACUGAGAAGGCUCUGACCAGGAUUCCACGGAGGUGGAGGAUGGGGUCAGUGUAUGGUAAAGAGACCCUUUUUGUCUUACACCAAGUAGGUCACCCUAGAGUUAUGUCCUCUCAUAGAAGGGCAUCAGGAAGGAUGUGCUUUUUGCACAAGAUGAGUAAUUUUUCUCAAUACCCCUUUAUCCUAUGUCUGGCUAGUGAUAGGACUGUGACGUCUGUCUGCAGCUGGCCCAAGCUCUUGAGGUCAUGACCCCACAUCUUAUCCAAACUCCCAGAGUUGGUCCAGGUGGAUGGCUUGUGUCAUGGAAACAGGAACGGCAAAGGAGUGGUUUCUGAGUGGAAUAAGGAAGGGGGGAGAUGGAGCUUGGUAAUGGGCAGUUUCUUUGCCAGCUCUUGAAGCUGGUGGCCUGAGGUCUCCCUUAGCAGGAGGGCAGCAGAAAGGGGAGCUAAAAACUUAAGCUCGUUUUACUGGAAGCCUAAGGAAAUGACGCUCAGGAUCCCACAAGCCAUUAAGAGUGAGAGGAGACAGGAGACGGUAGUGAAAACAAGAGGGCCUUGGAUCCUGGGGCUCUCCCAUAGUUCUAGGAGAGCCAGGGUUUGUGUGCAUUAGAAAGCACACAGCCAGUUCCACUUUACACACAAUCUGGUUUAAAUAACGUUAAGCCAUCUUCAUAACCAUCCUAGAAACUGCGAGUAUGCUACUUUGUUCCCAGCUCUCCUCCCAUGUGCUUCCUUUGAACAUUAAAUGUGAAUGUUUGAAAAGCUGGUAGAAAUAAUCCUUUUUACUGUAGAUAGUGCUGCAAUUUUCCUUGGGUUUUUGGUGUGUUCUUUAAGACAAGAUAUCUAUAAAUAUCUAUACAUAUUAUAUAUACAUAUAUAUAUAUUGGGUGUCUAUGUGUGGCUAUCUGUUGGAGGUGGUCUGAUUAUAUCUGUUAGUUUGCUUCCUCCCCCCCUCUUUGGUUGAGGUAAAAUUUAAUGGACUUCCUACUUCUCUGUACGGUGAAAAACCUAUUUUUGUGCAUUAUGGUGAUUGAUGCUAAUAUCUGCAUUGAUGCCAUGAGACUCUGAGACGACCACAAAUGUAAAAUGAAUACAAAUCCUUGUUGUAGAAAGAAUUAACUGUGUUGAAAAACUAAUAAACUAAGAAGAGUGUGA
Vombatus ursinus (common wombat) is the source of this 4478-nucleotide messenger RNA. It is a transcript of the gene NDRG4, whose product is annotated as NDRG family member 4. Gene Ontology annotation, cellular component: cytoplasm. The record is from RefSeq and is a predicted model, not a curated record. Lineage: Eukaryota; Metazoa; Chordata; Mammalia; Diprotodontia; Vombatidae. The coding region runs from base 417 to 1622 and encodes 401 amino acids. Gene Ontology annotation, biological process: positive regulation of ERK1 and ERK2 cascade; signal transduction; brain development. The transcript has 18 exons.